Messenger RNA from Oncorhynchus keta (chum salmon), 3090 nucleotides. Its product is annotated as SHC-transforming protein 2-like. Gene Ontology annotation, molecular function: receptor tyrosine kinase binding. Gene Ontology annotation, biological process: intracellular signal transduction; cell surface receptor protein tyrosine kinase signaling pathway. The transcript is spliced from 13 exons. Lineage: Eukaryota; Metazoa; Chordata; Actinopteri; Salmoniformes; Salmonidae. Gene Ontology annotation, cellular component: plasma membrane. The record is from RefSeq and is a predicted model, not a curated record. Bases 228 to 2372 code for a protein of 714 amino acids.
GCUCAGAUGCAGAGAGGCAGGAGAGAGAGAGAGAGAGAGCGUGUGUGAGUGGGAGAGCACUGGACAGUACACACUCAACAUUGACAGGGGAUACAGCUCUUUCCAGAAGAUUUUGCAGAUUUUUUUCCCCCCCUCUCUUCCAUUGCACCUCUCCCCCUCCCCCUUUCCCCUUCCCCUCAUCCUCUGUCAACCCCUCUCAGCCUUUGCUUCAGGCUGCUCCUCCGGGCAUGCUACUUAAGCCAAAGUAUGGCCGCUUUCGCAACGCCUCUGUGACCUCCUCCGACGACCUGAUGCAGAGCUUAGCCAUGAGCGGCAAAGUGGUGGCCACCCCUGUGGUCCUCUCCUCCGCCCCCAGCCUGCCGCUGCCCCCCCUGCCUCCUCUGGAGUCCAUCCCUGGGUCCUCCUCCGCAGCCCCGGCCCUAGCCGAUUCCCCCUGCCUGGACGGGGAGCAGGACGCCACCACCACUUUCUGCAUGCUCAUCCCCAGGAUGCCUCAGUGGAAGUUCUCCAACACUCUGCUGAGCAGGAGCCCCUCCAACUCCAGCUCCAGCUCCAGCUCAAGCAAGGACUCCGGCAAGACUGCAGCCCCCUCAUCGCAGGGCUUGCACGGCCCCAGUGGCCCUUCGGCCCCCAGUGGUCCCGUGGCAAGUCUGGCUGCUGUUUUGAACUCCUGUGACCCUGUGUGUGUCACCCCCUGUUCCCUACAGGCCAUCAGCAGGCAGAGAUCUGCAAUGCGCUCAGCCAGUCCAGGGGGCCAUGGAGCAGGGGCUGCAGAGGGCACAGGGAGCCUUGUGGGCAACAGGACAGGGAUGAACCGCAGGACCAGGGUGGAGGGCAUGUGGCUGGGAGGGGAGGACUUCAACCAGAAGGGCAGCUUCAUCCACAAGCCCUCCCAGGGAUGGCUGCACCCAGACAAGAAUAUCACAGGCCCUGGGGCCUCCUACAUUGUCAGGUACAUGGGCUGCAUUGAGGUGUUGAAGUCGAUGCGAUCGCUGGACUUCAACACUCGGACCCAGGUGACGAGGGAGGCCAUCAACAGACUGUGUGAAGCUGUGCCUGGGAGUAAGGGGGCCUGGAGGAAGAAGAACAUUAACAAGGCCCUGCAGACCAUCAUGGGGAAGAGUAACCUGCGCUUCGCUGGUAUGGGCAUCGCUGUCAACAUCUCUAUAGAGGGCCUCAACCUGCUCAUCCCCACGACACGACAGGUGAUAGCACACCAUCCCAUGGAGUCCAUCUCCUUUGCCUCUGGGGGAGACACGGACACGCCGGAUUAUGUUGCUUAUGUGGCCAAAGAUCCAGUCAAUCAGAGAGCAUGCCAUAUCCUGGAGUGUGGUGACGGUCUCGCCCAGAAUGUCAUCAGUACCAUCGGCCAGGCCUUUGAACUGCAGUUUAAACAGUACCUCCACAGCCCUCCCAAAGCCAUCCCCACCAUGGAGAGGAACAUCAGGACAGAGGACUCGGCGUGGGGUGAUGACGAGGACUCCUCAGAGCAUGACUACUACAACAGCAUCCCAGGGAAGGAGCCUCCUGUUGGAGGAGUGGUGGACUCGAGGCUGAGGCCUUGUACGGCCUUGCUGGGCCACGUCCACAGCCAACCACAGAGCAAGGCAGCACAGAUCGGUUCUCCGGCCAGGAGAGACACGGUGUCCUACCCCUCAGGUCAGCUGUGCUACGAGCUUCACUGGGACACUGAGAACAACGGCAGCUCAGGUCUGACAUCAGAUGGGUACCUGCGGGCAGACGGCCAUCCCCCGGGAAGUAGGGACUAUGAAGAGCACCUGUAUGUGAACACCCAGAGUCUGGAGGGCCUGGAGCAGGGAGCAGAGGGCCAUAGGGGGGCCAGGGGGCCAGACAGCCCCAAGAAAGACAUAUUUGACAUGAAACCCUUUGAGGAUGCUCUGAAGAUGCACGAGGCCGGUGGUAACGGUGGGGUGUGUGUGCUGGAGGACCAGUGGCCCAGUCCGCCUCGGCGUCGUGCCCCUGUCGCCCCCACAGAGGAGCAGCUUCGGCGGGAGGCCUGGUACCAUGGCCGUAUGAGCCGCCGGGACGCUGAGAAACUGCUGGUCCGAGACGGGGACUUCCUUGUACGAGACAGUGCCACCAACCCAGGCCAGUACGUCCUGACAGGCAUGCACUGCGGUCUGCCCAAACACCUGCUACUGGUCGACCCAGAGGGAAUGCCCACUCCUCCUCGUCACUGCCAGGUACGAACCAAAGACAUGCUGUUUGAGAGUAUCAGUCACCUGAUCAGCUACCACCUGAAGAACGAGCUGCCCAUCGUGGCAGCCGAGAGCGAGCUGCACCUCAAACAGGUGGUCCGGAGGAAAGAGGGGACAGCGUUCUGGAAUGGAGUCAGAGGUGUGUCCAUAUAACCCCAGGGAGGAAGAUCUUCACUUUGUCAUAUCCCCAGAAUCAGAGCUUUCGCAGGGGUAGGAGGACACAGGCAACUCCCUCUGUCCAGGACCCAAGGGCAUGGCUGCAGUACCUGGCUGCCUCCGACAGUGCCCACAAACUUUCCACCAUCUCCACCUGAACUCUCAGUAUACAAUCAUUAAGCUAACCAAUGCCUCGGAACAGCUCAGCCAAUCACAAGGAUGGAAUGUGAGGUCACAGUCACAUACAGUAGUUGUUCCAUAGGAAAGCAUCAUUUUUGAGUGCAUGAUGAUGUUGCACCUCAUACUGAGUCUCAUACUGCUGAUGUCAUACGCAGUCCCAGAAUGAUUUGGGUUCCCCAUGUCUUUAAACGGACAAAUGUGAACAUUGUAUAUGAUAUGUGAGAAACUCCUAGCAGCAAAAUAUCACUAAAUUGUUUUAUCAGAAUGCAGUUCUUUGCUCCUCAGACAUUGGGAUGCUUUAAUGGACUUUUAUAAACUGUUCAUCUGCAGCAGUAGCACCUGCACCUUCAUGAUUUAUUCAUAUGUAAUCUCAGGACCUAAUUCUGAAGGCGUUAAAUAUCUGAUUGCAUGAAUUGAAAUAUGCUUCAGAGAUACAGUACAAGCCAGACACCAACCUUGAAAAUGUGUCUGUCCCAUCAAUAUCCACAGGAAGUCUGCAUAACACAACAUUGGGAAUAUACAGUUGGCCAAAAUA